Messenger RNA from Sardina pilchardus (European sardine), 1689 nucleotides. RefSeq names its product piggyBac transposable element-derived protein 4-like. Bases 1 to 1689 code for a protein of 562 amino acids. The record is from RefSeq and is a predicted model, not a curated record. NCBI's taxonomy places the organism in Eukaryota, Metazoa, Chordata, Actinopteri, Clupeiformes, Clupeidae. The transcript has a single exon.
AUGGCAAAUAGGGGACUCACCGAAGCUGAGGUCAUGAACAUGAUCUUUUCCGACGAUGUCCCAGACCUGGAUAUGAGCUCAGAGAGCGAGUCGGACUCAGAUGAGGAAUUAAUCCCUCAGUUUGUAGAGGAGAUAGAGGUGCCCAUUCCAAUGGAUGAGGUACCACCAACCGAUGAGCUGAGGUGGGAGGGAGCCGGCGCCUAUGCCCCAGACGAGUUCACUUUUGAUGGCUCUAGGAGUGGCGUGCAGUCACACCUGCCUCGGACUGUAUCCGAGGCAGAUUGCUUCAAACUGUUAAUGACAGAAGAGUUGGUGGGCCGCAUCACUGAGCAGACAAACACCUUUGCUGAGCAGCUGAAGGAGACGGCUGAUGUGCAGGGUAAGCUCCAGAAAUGGGUGAACACAACUGUACCAGAGCUCUACACAUUUUUUGUGGCCAUCCUGCUCAUGGCAACAGUGAAAAAGAGGGCCCUGAAGGACUACUGGGGUACGAACAUCAUGUACUCCACACCCUUUUUCUUCACCCUCUUUUCUCAAGAUCGGUUCCUAAUUCUUCUGCGUUCCCUUCACUUUGCAGACAACACCACCUUGAACACUGCUGACCUCCUUAGCAAAAUCAUUCCGGUGUUCUCCUAUCUAACCACACAGUUCAAAAAAGUAUUCACACCAUUCCAAAACCUCUGCAUAGAUGAGUCACUGAUGCUGUGGAAGGGUAGGCUCAGAUUUCGGCAGUAUAUCCCAUCAAAACGACACCGAUUUGGCAUCAAAUUCUUUAUCCUCUGUGAUGUGAAGACUAGCUAUGUGCAAGACCUGAUCAUAUAUACUGGCUCUCCAACCGACAUUGUGAACAUUGAUGGCCUGGGUGUGUCUGGCUCUGUGGUGAUUUCAAUGCUGGGAGACUAUCUAGGGAAGGGACAUGUCUUAUAUGUGGACAACUGGUACAGCAGUCCAACGCUGUUUCUGUACUUGAUGAAACGCAGAACAGGGGCCUGUGGGACUGUAAGGGCAAAUAGGAAGGGAAUGCCGACUUUCCCCAGCAAAAUGAGAAAGAGUGAUGUGGAGUUCAAAAGGGCUGGGCAGCUUUUAGCUGUUAAGUGGCAUGACAAAAGAGAUGUCCAUGUCCUCUCCACGGUCAGUAAAGCUGUGAUGGCUGAUUCAGACAAGGUGGACUACAUGACAGGCCAGAGGAAAUCAAAGCCCUCCUGUGUCCUUGACUAUAAUAAGCACAUGGGGGCAGUGGACCGCUUUGACAUGCGCAACAGUUUUGUGGAAUGUACAAGAAAGUCUCUGAAGUGGUACAAAAAAGUGUUUUUUCAUUUGAUUGACUGUUGCGUCCACAAUGCGCAAAUUGUAUACCAGCAGGCCCUUGGUAAGGUCAUCCGGCCUCAAGCGUUCAGAGACAAUCUGAUGCGUCAGCUGCUGGAGCAGUACCACACUCCACGGCAUGCCUCCACCGCUGGGCGCCCAUCAAUGGACCAUCCACUCCGCCUCACAGCACGACAUUUCCCUUCUGAUGUGCUGCAGACAGAUGCCCAAGGAAAGAGCACAAGAAGGCACUGCAAGGUCUGCCUUCACGGCACACGAAGGCCCCGGCAGAGGAAGCUCACCCGUGUCUUCUGUGCUCCGUGUAACACAGCAUUGUGCGCAACUCCAUGCUUCGCCGAGUUUCACAGCCUGAAACAUUAUUGA